Magallana angulata is the source of this 2741-nucleotide messenger RNA. RefSeq lists its product as uncharacterized. NCBI's taxonomy places the organism in Eukaryota, Metazoa, Mollusca, Bivalvia, Ostreida, Ostreidae. The transcript has 15 exons. Gene Ontology annotation, cellular component: nucleus; cytoplasm. Gene Ontology annotation, biological process: protein import into nucleus; snRNA import into nucleus. The record is from RefSeq and is a predicted model, not a curated record. The coding region runs from base 95 to 2410 and encodes 771 amino acids. Gene Ontology annotation, molecular function: nuclear import signal receptor activity; protein binding.
GUUCGAUAUACGAAAUAUUUCAUGAAAAUGCAUGGUGGUGUGUGAAACGAAAAGUUAACGUUACCUCUGCAAACUCUCCCAUCAGUAGUAGAUAAUGGAUGAACUGACAGAGAAGCUUGCCGGGAGCUUUAAUGUCACUUUGGAGCAAAACAGCACCGCAGCCCAGCAUCCAAGAUUUGCUCAGUACAAGUGUAAAACAAAAGUGGACCAGGAGACAAGGAGAAAAAGAAUUCUUGACGAACAGAAAAAACAAAGGUUUGACUUCUUGAAACAUGUGCGAAACUUGGCUGAGGAUUCCUGGGAAAACACUGAUGCCGAGUCCGUGGCCUCAGAAGACUCCAUGGAUGUGUCCAUUUCAGGGGACAAAGUUCAAAUAAGGCGACCUGGAAAAUACUACAGAAAUCAGAUAAUGUAUUCAGAGUGGCUUGUAGAGAAACCAGUGGACUUUGAGCAGGAAUGGCUGGCUGUGAUUUGUCCCUGGGGGAAAAGAAACCUAGUUGUUGCAUCAAGAGGGAGAACUCAUGCUUACGCUAAAAAUGGAAGUAGAAUAAAUUCCUUUUCAUCGCAUUUACCUGGAGGAAACUAUGGACAAAAAGGGCGAUCCAAAUCAGAAAAUGUGAUUUUGGAUUGCCUCUUUGAUGAAAAGGAAGGGAUUUAUUACGUUUUAGAUAUCAUGUGCUGGAGCAACCAUCCUGUAUAUGAUAGUGAGACUGAUUUCCGAUUUUUCUGGUUGGCUAGCAAGUUCCAGGAGAUCCCACAAAUUAUGGAAAAGUCCCCAAAUAAUCCAUACAAAUUCAUUCCUCUGCCAAAUUUCCCUUGUACGAAAGAAGCUAUUUCAAAUGCAGUUAACUCUGCAACAUUUGAUAUUGAUGGACUUUUGUUUUAUCAUAAAAGGACACACUACACAUUUGGUUCUACCCCCCUUGUGGUCUGGUUAAAGCCUUAUAUGCUUCCAGAAAUUCUUGAAAUUGAAGUCCCAGAAAAACUUUUAGCUGAACGCCCAGAUAAUUACUCAAACUAUGCUGCCCAUCUUGAGCAUGUAGCUGAGAUGAAGAAAAAACAAGAAGAGGAGAGAAAGAAAAAAGGAAAAACACCUCCAAAAGGAAGGGGUGCUGGUGGGGGUGACUGGAAGGAAGUCAAGGAACCCAGGAAGAAGAAAGGAGGAAAAUCCCCAGGGGGACCCCAACAGGGAAUGGAGUACUGUGAGAACAACCAACCUGAGAGAGAGCCAUACUCAAAGAGAACUUAUGGGCGAGAUUUCAAGAUGGAUCUGAUGUUUUCGGAGUGGCUAAUUGAAGUCCCUGAGAAUUUUGAGACUGAGUGGUAUGCCAUCAUCUGUCCCUCAGGAAAGCGCCAUCUAGUGUUGUCUUGUGAGGGAGAAACAGUAUGUCAAAGCAAGAGUGGUAUUCUAGUCGAACCUUUCCCGUCACUUCUGCCAGGGGGUUUUCCUUAUGAGACAGCACACCGAGAGAGGUGUAUAUUGGACACAUUCUACAGUAAACAGAUGGAGAAGUUCUACAUCCUGGACUGUAUAGCCUGGAACAACCAGCAUCUGACACAGUGUGAGGCAGAAUUCAGAAUGUACUGGCUAGAGGAAAAUCUCCCUCAACUCGGGAACAUUGGAAAGGUUUUUCGCAAUAACCAGUUUCCAUUUUGUCUGCUGAAACGCAUUCCAUGCAAUGCACAGGCCUUGACAGAAGCUCUAGCUACAGUGGAAUAUGGAAUAGAUGGAGUCCUCUUCUACAAAAAGUCAUCACCCUAUAUUUCUGGCCAAACUGACAAUGUCUUGUGGACAAAGUCUUACAUGCUUCCAGAAAUAUUUCCAGACAUCAUUGUGCCAUCACACCUCAUGAAAAGAAAACCUCCCGACUUUGAUUACCAGAAACACUUGGAGAAAGUCAGGAAGCAGAAAACGGAACACAAGCAGCCAAGAAAAUCUGGGCCCAGGAAGCAGAAAUCCAUAAAUAUUGAUAAACUGGUGGAUGAUAUUAGUCGUGUUUACAUUUCCAAUCAAAAGAAAGCAGGUAUCGAGCUUACCCCACAAGAAAUCGAGAUCUCCAGACAACUGGGUCCCCCACCAAAAAAAGGUUUGCCUGGCAGAGGGAGGGGCAGGGGAGGCAGCAUGGGGGAUUACCAAACACAAAACACUUCUUAUUAUGGAGACAACUUCUCAUAUAAAGACUAUUGUAGUGCCAGUUACUAUGGAGACUUCUGUUACUAUGGUGAUGAAGUUAACAGAGGAUAUGCCAAGCAUCAUGCCAAGAAUUAUUCAUUGCCUUCUCCAAGAUGGGGGUAUGAGGAUCACGGGACUCAUAGAAAUUCGGCACCACCUAAAGGAAGAGGCAGGGGCUUACUGGAUGCCAAAGCAAUGGCCGCUUAUUCUCUCACUCACAAAACCUUUAAAAAGUGAUUUGGAGAAAUGCAUCUCCUAGUGCAGAAAGUUGAGUGGGGCCACUGUUUCGAAAUUAACUAGAAGUUGGAAUUAAAUGUUGUUUAUUUUAAGGUGCUGACUGGGUCUCAAAACCAUAAUUGAGAAUAGACUGUCAAAAUUUCAAAAUCAUUUUAAACUAAGAAUUUAAAUUAUAUGAAAUUUCACCUUUUCUUGUAUACUCCCAACGAAUGGGGCAACCAUGUAAAAUUUGUGACCAGUGUAAUUUUCUUUUCUUUUUUUGAAGAGGCUCUUCUCAGUUAAUGAUUUUUGAACCAGGCAAUUUUGUUUAUUUUUAAUUAAAUUUUUUUUU